UUAUAUAAAGGAGGAUAGGAUGUUGCAGUUCCCCACUUAAACAUAGCUAGGUAAAGAGUAAGAGGGUACAAAGGAAGAGAAGAUAUCAAGUAGCUCCUAUCCUAUAAUUGAUUGUGAGGAUUUGAUGGAAGAACAUCUCACUCCAUUGGCUGUUACCCAUCUCCUUCAACACACUCUCAGAAGUUUGUGCAUCCAUGAAAAUUCUCAGUGGGUCUAUGCAGUCUUCUGGAGGAUCUUGCCUAGAAACUACCCUCCACCCAAGUGGGAAGGACAAGGGGCUUAUGAUAGAUCAAGAGGAAACAGAAGGAAUUGGAUAUUGGUCUGGGAAGAUGGGUUCUGCAAUUUUGCUGCCUCAGCAGCACCUGAAGUUAACUCUGGUGAUUGUCCUACCUCAUCUGUUUAUGGGAACUGUGAGUUCCAGCCCUACCAAGGUCUGCAACCUGAGCUCUUCUUCAAGAUGUCUCAUGAGAUCUAUAACUAUGGUGAAGGUUUGAUAGGAAAAGUGGCUGCAGAUCACAGUCACAAGUGGAUAUAUAAAGAACCUAAUGAUCAAGAAAUCAACUUCUUGUCAGCAUGGCACAAUUCAGCAGACUCACACCCUAGGACAUGGGAAGCACAGUUCUUGUCUGGUAUAAAGACCAUAGCCCUCAUUGCUGUUAGAGAGGGUGUUGUUCAAUUAGGAGCCGUACACAAGGUGAUUGAAGACUUGAGCUAUGUGGUUCUAUUGAGGAAAAAGUUCAGCUACAUUGAGAGCAUCCCAGGGGUGCUGUUACCACACCCUUCAUCUUCUGCAUACCCUUACAAGGUAGAAGGGUAUGGACCACCAGAACAGUGGCAUUUCCAAGGAAAUCUUGCUCCACCAGCUGAGUUAUACAAUGAGCAUUACAACCUUCCACUGAAGAUAACACCCUCCAUGAGCAGCCUUGAGGCACUGCUCUCUAAACUCCCCUCGGUCGUCCCGCCUCAUCUACCACCACCAACACAACCACCACAGUCACAUGUUCUGCCAUCACAACAAAGGCCAUUGGAAUUCAUGGGAAUGCAGAAAGUGGCGAAGGAAGAGUUAGAUGAGGAGGAGGUGUAUAGGCCUGAACUUGAAAUAGGUGAGAGCAGCAGUUCCAUGCCUGCAGGGUACCACCACCACCACCAUCAACAUCAACAACAACACCAUUUCCAUCAGCAACAAGAUCAGAAUGUUAGUGGCAACAACAAUAAUGGGUUUUGAGUUUUAUCAAUUAGAUGUUUUAAUUUUAAAAUGAAGUGGAGUUGAUGAAAAUUAAUCCUAAUUGAGUUAAGUCCUAGCUAACAUAUUGUAGUCAUGAGCUGUUAGUUAAUUUCAGUAGUCUUAUGAUAAAUAAUAGUUAACUAGUGCAUUUUCAGCUUAGUGCUUGUGAUGUUGAUUCUUAAAUUUUUCUAGUGUGUAUUGUAGUAUCAAAUGAACUUCCAUUUCAUGCAUGCGUGUAUAUACACAUAUCUGCAGCUUCUCUAAA
Messenger RNA from Lotus japonicus, 1490 nucleotides. RefSeq names its product protein RICE SALT SENSITIVE 3. The coding region runs from base 125 to 1225 and encodes 366 amino acids. The record is from RefSeq and is a predicted model, not a curated record. The transcript has 7 exons. Lineage: Eukaryota; Viridiplantae; Streptophyta; Magnoliopsida; Fabales; Fabaceae.